UGGCGCUGCUCUCUCAUCAUUCACACACAUAUUUACUCUUCUUCUCCUUCUUCCUCUUCUUCCCUCUCCACUAAUCAAUCCCAUUCCUAUUCCUCUCCCACCAUAAAACAAGUCAACAAUAACAUCCAACUUAUACUAAUAUAUACCCAAGAUUUGAUUUUUAUGUACCUAUCUCUCUCUAUGUAGUGAGUUUACACACACACACACACACACACAACGCGCAGUGGAGAAAUGGAGAAGGCCAGUAAUGGGUUUGUGAGAGCAGAUCAGAUAGAUUUGAAGAGCUUGGAUGAGCAGCUCGAGAGGCAUUUGAAUAGGGCUCUGACUCUGGAGAAGAGCAGGAAGAGUCAAACUCAAGAUGAUUUCUCCCUCCCCUCCUUCUCCGCCUCCACCGCCGCCGUCGUCAGGAGGCCGAGGCAGGAGUGGGAGAUUGACCCUUCUAAGCUGAUCAUCAAGAGCGUCCUUGCACGUGGCACCUUUGGCACCGUCCACCGUGGCAUUUAUGACGGCCAAGAUGUCGCCGUUAAACUGCUCGAUUGGGGGGAAGAGGGCCACCGGACCGAGGCUGAAAUUCAAUCCCUAAGAGCAGCUUUCACUCAAGAAGUUGCUGUUUGGCACAAACUCGAGCAUCCUAAUGUAACAAAGUUUAUAGGUGCAACGAUGGGCUCUUCGGGGCUAAACAUUCAGACAGAAACUGGCCAUAUUGGUAUGCCUAGUAACAUAUGUUGUGUCGUUGUGGAAUAUCUUCCAGGCGGUGCAUUGAAAAACUACCUCAUAAAGUUCAGGAGAAAGAAGCUCGCGUUUAAAGUUGUUGUGCAAAUGGCACUAGAUCUCGCUAGAGGGUUAAGUUACCUUCACUCUCAAAAGAUUGUUCAUAGAGAUGUCAAAACAGAGAAUAUGCUGUUGGACAAGUCGCGAACGGUUAAGAUAGCUGAUUUUGGAGUGGCUCGCAUAGAAGCCUCAAAUCCAAACGACAUGACAGGGGAGACGGGAACUCUUGGAUACAUGGCUCCGGAGGUUCUAAAUGGAAACCCUUACAACAGAAAAUGCGACGUCUAUAGCUUUGGAAUCUGUUUGUGGGAGAUAUACUGUUGCGACAUGCCAUAUCCCGACCUCAGCUUCUCGGAGGUUACAUCAGCAGUCGUGCAGCAGAAUUUGAGGCCCGAUAUACCUAGAUGCUGCCCGAGUUCCCUUGCAAACGUAAUGAAACGGUGCUGGGAUGCAAAUCCAGACAAGAGGCCCGAAAUGGACGAGGUGGUUGCCAUGAUAGAGGCCAUCGAUACGUCUAAAGGGGGUGGAAUGAUCCCGGUGGACCAGCAACAAGGCUGUCUCUGCUUCCGUACGAAACGAGGUCCGUGAAGAGUUGGAUUCAGUUUUCUUGCAACAAGAAGAUGAAGAGCAAGAAAUGUGUUUGGUAGUUGUGGAUAUAGACUAACAAGCUUUGCUGCAUAUUAUUUGCAUUGUGUAAAGAUUUACAAGUAUUAUUCUUCAUCGAUAUUCUAUCAAUAUUAAUUCAUUUUAUUACUACUA
Molecule: messenger RNA, 1530 nt
Organism: Salvia hispanica
Lineage: Eukaryota; Viridiplantae; Streptophyta; Magnoliopsida; Lamiales; Lamiaceae
Product: serine/threonine-protein kinase 52-like
Biological process (GO): protein phosphorylation
Cellular component (GO): plasma membrane
Molecular function (GO): protein serine/threonine kinase activity; ATP binding
Source: RefSeq, a predicted model, not a curated record